This is a messenger RNA of Geodia barretti, 726 nucleotides long. NCBI's taxonomy places the organism in Eukaryota, Metazoa, Porifera, Demospongiae, Tetractinellida, Geodiidae. The record is from the annotation of a GenBank genome assembly.
AUGCGCCUGCCGGCGAUGCUGCUGCUGGGUAUGCCGGCUCCGGCCGCCGGUGGCACCAAUAUCCUGGUCAGCAGCCUGGCGUCGCUGGCCGGCACGAUACGUCACCUGCGCGCCGGCAGGGUGAAUCUGCGCAUCGUGCUGACGAUGGGGGUGCCGGCAUUCAUCGGCGCGUUCAUUGGCGGGUGGUUCGCCGACCGGACACCGGAGCAUCUGCUGAUCGCGCUGGCGGGCGGUUUGGUUUUCUGGCAGGGCGUGGAGUUCCUCAUAAUUGCCAAAGACCGGAUCCGCUCAGGACGGUCGGGCGGGGCGCUGUUCGGCCAGGAUUUGGAAGGUUCACCCGGUCUCUUCACGCCGGCCCGAGUUGCUUCCGAAGGCGUCAUCGGAUUCGCGGUGGGGAUGCUGGGCGGCGCGGUCGGAUUGAUCCUGGGCAGCAUCCGUUUGCCCGCCCUGGUGCGGAUCCUCCGAGUUGACCCGCGCAUCGCGGCCGGCACCAAUCUGUUCAUCGGCUUCGUGAUGGGCGCAGCCGGAUGGGUGGGCCACGUCGUUCACGGCCAGGUGGACUGGGUGCUGCUGGUGAUGAUGGGCGCGACCGCAAUGGCCGGCAGCUAUUUGGGCGCCAACCUCACCGGCAAAGUCAAUCUGAACCUGCUGAUCCUGGCCAUGGGCCUGACACUGCUGGUGGUCGGUAUCCUGCUGGUCUGGCAGGGAAUCGCAGGGAUGGUUUAG